Molecule: messenger RNA, 983 nt
Organism: Ipomoea triloba (trilobed morning glory)
Lineage: Eukaryota; Viridiplantae; Streptophyta; Magnoliopsida; Solanales; Convolvulaceae
Exons: 4
Coding region: 244-684 (146 amino acids)
Biological process (GO): transcription by RNA polymerase III
Cellular component (GO): transcription factor TFIIIC complex
Source: RefSeq, a predicted model, not a curated record
AAAAUUUGAUUCCUUGUGAACUUUUCUUCUCAAACCAAAGUGAGCUGCAGAGAGACCGAGAGACGCACAGUGCAGAAGCAAAACCCUAGCCUUGCCUGAGUAGCCUCUGCUUCCACCCCUCACUGCCUCAGCCUCGCGACGAGCCGACGAUACUAUCUAUCUCCGCCAAACACUACGAACCCUGAUUACACGGAUACUUUAAGGCGAAUUGGAGCCCCAAAAAGAUUUUCCUUUUGGGGUGAUAUGGAGCAGAAUUUUCAGCGGCAUGAUGAUGAAUUGAAGGAGGAAGAGUAUGUAUUGAUGGAUCUGGACAGUGUUUCUGAUCAAAUUUCAAUUCCCCCAAACGCCCCCUAUGUUCUUUCGGGACUUGAUACGUUGAACCCCAUUUUGACCAUUGAUGGAAAAAUCAAGCUGAUAGGGGAAUAUGUGGAGACUAUUGGAACAUGCCUUGUCUUUGGUGAAACUGAUGCCCCUCCAGUGGUUCAUGAAGAGACAGGUCCAUCUGAUGCUAACCUUUUCUCGGGAAAAUGCAUAGCAGAUCCUAAGCAAGCAUCAGCCAAGCGAGUAAAUCCAAUAACCCAGCUCCAAAAGAUUAUCAAAUUCAAACUAUUGCGGGAAGGUGAAAAUGAUGAUGAAAACGUCAAAGCAAAUGAUGAUGAAAAUGUCAAAGCAACAGGCACGUAGCUGUAAAAUUUAUCUAUUUGACAGCAAUAACCUGUGCUGUUAGUAUUUAGUUGACAGUUGCACCAUUCACAAGCUUGUACGGAGUAUAAAGUAAUCAAUAGAGUGAUAGUUUAGUACUUAAAGUACUCAAAUGAUUUCUGCCGUUUAAGUACUAAACUAUCGCUAUUAUUGGUCAUGUACAAGUACUUAAACGGCAGAAAUCAUGUGUACACCGACACGCAAAGUUUAUUCACAUGAACAAUUGUAGUACACCAUGCUUAAUGAAAAUUGAGCUCAUAAUACUAGGCCAAUUAUUCUCA